Molecule: messenger RNA, 3333 nt
Organism: Purpureocillium takamizusanense
Lineage: Eukaryota; Fungi; Ascomycota; Sordariomycetes; Hypocreales; Ophiocordycipitaceae
Exons: 3
Coding region: 1-3333 (1110 amino acids)
Source: RefSeq, a predicted model, not a curated record
AUGCGGCUGUCGAUUGCCUCUGCUGGCUUCGUAUCGGCCAUUCUCCUAUGCCUCCCCGGCUUGACCGCUGCUGUUCCGCGUGGACAGUGGCAGAAAGGCAGAGGCCGCCGCAUGGAGGCUCGCGACUCGCCUCCUUCAUACUAUGACGACCCAGGCACCACCUAUGGCCCUCCGCCCCCUUACUAUGGCGAUCCGGGCAAUACCUAUGGAAGUCCGCCUCCUUAUGACUUUGGAACCUCUUCUCUGGCUACCCUCUCUUCGUCGGCAACCUCCGGUACUCUCGGCCGGUCGUCGUACGAGAGCUUCGAUCCUACUACGACGUGGCGGACGCUGACCAGUCCGGUGUAUUCCUCCUCGCCGAGCUCUGUCUACUUUGGAACAAGCACGUCUGUCGGCGAGGGCUCGUCGAGCACGGAGCCCGGCUCGACCAGCCAUUCGUCUGUUGACGAGUCUGGUCUUCCAGUCACUAUGCCGACGUCUACGACCACGGGAACAGACACCGUCCCUAGUCCCUCUACGUUCACACAAAGUGUGCAAUCGUCACAGGCCAGCACGUACCGCACAUCAACGUCGCAGCAUCUUACAUCGUGGCCUAUUACUGCAACAUCUCGUGACUCGCAGGUCUCGUCAAGUUCAUCCUCAAACGUUGACAGUUCCUCGGAACAGCAAACAUCAACCUCGGUGACUGAUCCCACAGCACACACGACGGGCCCCAUCUCGGUGACCCGGUCCCAGCCGACCGGGACUGGCACCCAGACGAGCACCUUCUUCUUUACCUCCUACCCAGGCUCUGGCGGCUCGUUGCGGCCAUCGUUGACGCAUGAUAGCUCCAUGGUCAUUAAUGGCACCGGGGUCUCAUCGGUCUCAUCCAGCACCACUCAUUCUGGGCACUGGCCAUCGACGAGCAGUACCCGGACGUCUCUGUCCGUCACGCCGACGCACCUGUCCAGCUCAAGCAUUUCCCCAAGUGACUCGUCCCGACCUGAAACCGAAAUUCUGACGUCGACACAAGCCUCAGAUAUCGGCAAGCCAACACGAAGCGGGUUGCCGACUUUGUCUACUGUGACAACCGAGACCCUGAGCGUGACGCAGACAGGUCUCCCAAUUUCCCCUUCCUCAGGCUGGGCCAGCUUCACCAACUCGACGGACGCUGGGGCUACCACGGAGACGAGUGCUUUGUCUCAGAGCUUCCCUUCAGCUGGGAGCAGUGUCUACUCGUGGGUUACGAGAUCUGGUGUCCCGACUGGUGCGACCACUGCGUCCUCCAACACGUCAGUGACGUCGUCAACGCCGGGCCCCGGCACGCGUACCUUGCCAUCUACAAGCCAGCAGGCCACGUACAGGACGGAAACGGGCAUCACGACCAGGUGGAGCAACUCGACUACUUCGGGGGGGUCUGCCACUGCCACGUCCUACCCUGGUUCAAUGCCGUCAGCCAGCUACUCCUUUGCAACACUACCACAAGCAUCGACGACUGUGCAUUCCUUGACUUCAUCAUCCUCUUCUUCGGGUAUUCCUCAUUCAACCACCAACACAUCCUUUACCUCGCACCCAGGCUGGAACUCGUCCUAUACCUAUUCCCCGACAACCUCUUUGGCCACGAAGCAAUCUGUGUCCGGAGUGUUUAACUCGUCAGCGGUCACGGGAUCGCGUUCAACGCGCACCUGGCCUUCCUCUCCGCCGUUUCCUACUUCGUCAAACGCGACCACUUCUACACCUGCACAGCGGAGCUCCCUGUGGAUGAGUACCAGUGCGCGAGCAAGUUACAGCUUUAGUCCUUCGGGAACCGUCAGCUCCACGACUCGACCCCGGAGCGGCGUCUCCAGCGUACCCAUCAGCACCCCUCCCUAUGGCAAUUCGACCUCGCAAUACUCUCAGACGCGGCCACCUAAGUCCAGCAAUUUGGGUACCAUUGGAACCGGCACAGGCUCUACUCCGUUGAGCGCCCCGAGUCGAAGCUCCUCUUAUGCCAACUCAACGGCAACUGCAUCGAGUGUAAACUCGACGCACUCCUUUACGUAUGCGUCGCCGCUCUCGCCAACAAUCUCGCGCAGUUACACGUGGGCGGGCAGUACGUUCACCUCGAGAAGCGGCACCGCCGGCAGCUCGACACUUUCGCCGACGGAAUCGCCUCCGACCUGGCCGAAUACGACGACACGGACAGGCACCGGUCCCAGACACAGCUCGUCGGCCCUGUCGGCGAGCUACUCUCCGCCUUACCCCACAUCAAAUUACACCGAGCCUGGCACGUUGACCGGCAGCGCUUCGUACACACUGCCGUCGACAAGCCUCGAGGUGGUGACGGUCGUGCCGACAACGUGGACGACGGUCAGCAAGAUCACGCAGGGAACCUCGACGGGCGUCGUGACUUUGACCAGAGUCGCGACGCUUACACGAACCUAUGUAAGCCCCGUGGGAACAGGUACGCACACCACCAGGUCCGGCACCGAGACGGACGAGCCAACCGUAGGAUCCACGAGCAUCUCCUGGCGCACAACUUCCUCGGAGAGCACGGCCACCUGGCAGCCGAUCAGCAGCACUCCAACGGUGCCUGCAACAGGCUCCGAAUCAUACAGCCUGACUCAAAUGACUCUCACAAAGGUCACGCUGACGCCGCGUCUGAGCUCCAAGACCAUCAGGUUCACGGUUUCGAACUGGACAAGCAGUUGGAAGAGCUCCUGGGUCGGCUCCGAGACAGAGUCAUACCCAACCACGGUCCCGACUGUUUGGCCGUCAAGCAGUUCCCUGGGCUACACGACAACGGAUGGCGCUAUAUCGUCGGCGACCGGCUCGUCUACGGGCAUCAACGGGACGCGGACGAGCGUGGAUACGACUUGCACGCACGGUGGGACUUAUGCGAGCCCGCGGCCGGCGAGUAGUUGGACAUCGUCGUGCACCACAGUACUGGACGACCUAACGAUGGUGCUGCCCUGCGACGGGGAUCCGACGGCGACGAUUGCAUCCAUGUCGUGCCAGCCGUCGGAUUGCGCAACGGCGACCUCGACGGAUAGUUAUGAGACAUCUAUGAGUCUGGCAAGCGCUCCUGGUGGGACAGAGACGCAAGCCACCCCGACAACGUUCAGGACGUCGGUGACGACUCGGAUGGGUGGGGGCUCGCAGGUGCCGAGCAGCGAGGCGUCGACAGACCUCAUGCCGGCGACGAGCCUUCCCAAUAACCCCAACUACCCAUGGGGCGGUGACUCGCCGAUCCACAGGCACCAGAACGUGACGGAGCUCAACAAUGGCAUGGCGCGGGUGGGCGUGGACGCGCGCACGUACGCAUGGCCGAGGUGGACCGAGGUGGUGAACAGGCUGCGGACGCUGUGGUCGUGA